This is a messenger RNA of Zea mays, 1528 nucleotides long. Its product is annotated as male sterile45. The record is from RefSeq and is marked provisional. NCBI's taxonomy places the organism in Eukaryota, Viridiplantae, Streptophyta, Magnoliopsida, Poales, Poaceae. Gene Ontology annotation, biological process: spliceosomal complex assembly. Gene Ontology annotation, cellular component: nucleus; U2-type prespliceosome; catalytic step 2 spliceosome. Gene Ontology annotation, molecular function: nucleic acid binding; zinc ion binding.
CGCCGCCAUGGAUCGCGAGUGGGGCUCCAAGCCCGGCAGCGGCGGCGCCGCCUCCGCGCAGAAUGAGGCCAUCGACCGGCGGGAGCGCCUCCGCCGCCUGGCCCUCGAGACCAUCGACCUCGCCAAGGACCCCUAUUUCAUGCGCAACCACCUCGGCAGCUACGAGUGCAAGCUGUGCCUGACGCUGCACAACAAUGAGGGGAACUACCUGGCCCACACGCAGGGGAAGCGGCACCAGACCAACCUCGCCAAGCGCGCCGCCCGCGAGGCCAAGGACGCACCCGCGCAGCCUCAGCCCAACAAGCGCAAGCUUGCCCCCCGCAAGUCUGUUAAGAUUGGCAGACCUGGGUAUAAAGUAACCAAACAAUAUGAUCCUGAGAUGAAGCAACACUCGUUUCUUUUUGAAAUUGGUUACCCGGAAAUCGAAGAUAAUUGCAAGCCAAGGCACCGUUUCAUGUCAUCAUAUGAACAGAAAGUCCAAAGUUGGGAUAAGGGUUAUCAGUACCUACUUUUUGCUGCAGAGCCCUAUGAAAUUAUUGCAUUCAAGAUACCAAGUACAGAGAUUGAUAAAUCAGCGAACAAAUUCUUCUCUUACUGGGAUCCUGACAAGAAGGAAUAUCUACUGCAACUGUACUUCAAGCCAAGACCGCCAGAAGCUAAUAAACCACCACCAGCUCCUCCGGGGACUUUGCCUAAUGGGACUGGGGUUCCUGGUGCUCCAACAAGGCCACCGGCGCAAGCCCCUCCACCCCUGCCACAAGUUCCACCGCCCCCGCCUCAUGCACCUCCUCCUGCACCCAUGGGAAUGCCCCCUAGGAUUCCUCCACCCCCUAUGGGUGGUGUUCAACCUCCGCCGCCUCCUCCACCGCCAGUUGCAAAUGGUCCGCGGCCAAUGAUUCCACCGCCACCUAACUUCACUCCUGGAGCACCCCCACCACGCCCUCCAAUGCAUGGUUUUCCUGGGCAACAACAGCAGUAGUUAAGUGCUUAGCAAUGUUCCAGUAAUUGACAGUCGGCAAAAGUUUCACGCUUGCUUGUGUUGCCUUAUGUUUUCCAACUCAAAACUUUGAAUGUUAUCAUAGGCUUACAUGGUCUCUAGACUAUACUCAGAUUUGGUCGACCGAUUUGGUCAAAUUGCAAGAAAUUGAGUUACAUCAAAAUCCAAGGUACAAAGGAAGACAACAAUUAAAACCAUCAAAAUGGUGAAAGUGCAAUGGAGUCAGUACUUGUUUGAAGAAGCCACAUGGUAAGUGGAAGUCACGAUAGGAAGCAAUAUCCAUAUCUCUUCGACUCAAGAUAACUAGAAGCCAUUGUUUUGUAGCAAAGUUUAGUUUGGGUUCAAAGGGAUAGCUAGGAGGGAACGAAAAUUGCUAAUUUCUCUCGAUUUUGAUUUUCAAUGCAUAACACCUAUUUUGGUUAAUCUCAGGGCACAUUUUUUCCCCAAAGGGGAGGUUGGUCAUGACCCUAUCAUGAUAGUCAUUUCCAUACUCAUCAUGAGAAUUAUAUGCAUUUGAAUCUCAAUUUGUUU